AUGUUUGCCACUGCUGACACUAACAAGGACCGCCUUUUCCAUAAUCCUUCGCUUCCCGAAGAGACGGCGCGGGACGCGCUCGACGACGCUGAGCUAGAACAGGUGUUCAGCGAAGAUCGCGAGGUCGAAUACCGGGAGGACAGCGAGGAGAUGCCUCCAAUCACAUGGUACAGCAUACGCCGGUAUGCUGUGACGAGAUUCACGUCUCUGGCGCACGUUCACAGCGUCUCGUGGCACAACUUGAACCCGAUCCCAGAGUUGCGAAAGAUGAGUUUGCAGAACUGGAACUACUUCUUUAUGGGCUACCUGGCGUGGCUCUGUGCUGCUUGGGCUUUCUUUUGCGUGUCUGUGAGCGCGGGAUCGCUAAGUCAGCUUUAUGGCAAGUCUACACACGAUAUCACCUGGGGGCUGUCGCUGGUGCUGUUUGUUCGUUCAGCUGGAGCGGUGAUCUUUGGAUUUUGGACCGAUCGCUACUCGCGUAAAUGGCCGUUUAUCGCAUGUCUGCUGAUCUUCGCCGUGGCACAGCUGUGUACUCCGUUCUGCGAUACGUACAACAAGUUUCUCGGGGUCCGCUGGCUGACCGGUAUCUCAAUGGGCGGUAUCUAUGCGUGUGCCUCUGCAACCGCGAUCGAGGAUGCACCCGUCAAGGCAAGAUCGUUCCUCUCUGGAUUGUUCUUCUCGGCCUACGCGAUGGGCUUUAUCUUUGCGAUCAUCUUCAACAGGGCCUUCAUUCAUGUCAACGGGGCCGACUCAUGGAAAAUCCAAUUCUGGUUUAGCACUUUCCUGCCAGUGCUGCUCUCCGCUUGGAGACUGUUGUGGCCAGAGACUCGCUACUUCAGCAAAGUGCUCAAGGCCAGGACGCUGAUGCAGCGCGAUGCGAUCGAGGCCAACGGCGGUAGACCACUUCCCAAGAUCAGCGCCGGGGAAAGAUUCCAGAAAGUUAAGGCCACUGUCAGGAAAUACUGGAUCCAUUUCGUCUAUUUGGUCAUCCUGCUGGUUGGUCCCAACUACUUGACACAUUCUUCACAGGAUUUGCUGCCCACUAUGCUUCGUUCUCAAUUGGGACUGUCUGAGGAUGCGGUCACGGUGAUCGUCGUCGUCACCAAUAUCGGUGCAAUCUGCGGCGGUAUGAUCUUCGGACAGUUGAUGGAAAUCACGGGCAGAAGGCUCAGCCUGCUGAUCGCUUGUACCAUGGGAGGCUGUUUUAUCUAUCCGGCAUUCAUGUUAAGAACCAAAGAGGCCAUCCUUGGCGCUGGCUUCAUGGCUUAUUUCUGUGUGUUUGCGGUUUGGGGUGUGUUGCCCAUUCACAUGGCGGAGCUGGCGCCCGCUGAUGCGAGGGCCUUGGUGUCAGGCCUAGCUUAUCAACUCGGAAACUUGGCAUCGGCCGCUUCAGCUACGAUCGAAACUCAGCUUGCCGACAGAUUCCCAUACGAGAAAAAUGCCCAAGGUGAAACUACCAAGCAUGAUUAUGCCAAGGUUAUGGCCAUUUUGACCGGAGCUGUGUUCAUCUUCACUUUCGUAUGUGUCUUCGUUGGCCACGAAAAGUUCCACCGUGAUCUGUCAUCACCCGUCAUGAAGAAGUACAUCAGCGAAGUGGAAACCUUGGAGGCUGAUGGUGUCUCAAUCAAUGAAUAUGUGGACAAAGAGAUGAAAUUGGAAAGUACAGCAAUGAACCUGUGCGACUCUUCUGUAUCGAAGACAUCUGAAGAACAAAUCGAGAGAGUCUGA
This is a messenger RNA of Torulaspora globosa, 1728 nucleotides long. RefSeq names its product monocarboxylate/H+ symporter (gene JEN1). Gene Ontology annotation, cellular component: plasma membrane. Gene Ontology annotation, biological process: sialic acid transport; plasma membrane lactate transport. Lineage: Eukaryota; Fungi; Ascomycota; Saccharomycetes; Saccharomycetales; Saccharomycetaceae. The record is from RefSeq and is a predicted model, not a curated record. The coding region runs from base 1 to 1728 and encodes 575 amino acids. Gene Ontology annotation, molecular function: secondary active monocarboxylate transmembrane transporter activity; sialic acid transmembrane transporter activity. The transcript has a single exon.